AUGGCCGAUACAUCUCCACCUGAAAUGACCGCGGACUUCAUUACUUACAGUAAUGGGCCAACACUUCUAGCGCAGGUCGCCCCUAUCUAUGCAAUAGCAGCAUUGGUUGUUUUAGGAAGAUGUUAUGUACGAGCUGUUAUUGUCAAGUCGUUUCGAUGGGACGAUUGGACAAUGGUCAUGUGUUUGGUAUUCGCAACGGUUUGCUUUGCGGCGUACGUGACUGAGAUCCACUUAGGCGUCGGCAAGCACAUCGCUGUAAUCACUUCCGACAAACCACGUUAUGCACAGCUCCUUAAGUUUCGCCUAGUACACAUGACUACCGUCAGUGUCGGAAUCGUUCUGGUCAAGGUCUCAGUGUGUCUCUUCCUAUUACGUCUGGUCACGAAGAGAGCACAAGUCUGGUUUCUUUGGGGUGUAAUCUGCUUCCUGGUUCCUUUUGUAUUGGCGAGUCUUGGAACAUUGAUCUUCCAGUGCAAUCCGGUCGCAGCUGCGUGGGAUAUCGACUUGCAACCACCACCUAUUGGAACCGGUACUGCGAAAUGCUUUAGUGGGGACACUUUCGAUGCUAUUGGAUUGUUCAAUGGAAUAGUGAACAUCUCUACCGAUUUCCUCCUCGCUCUCGCUCCCGUACCUUUGAUCUGGAAGCUCCAAAUGCCGCUCCGUACGCGACUCUCCCUCGUCGCCGUUCUCUCUCUUGGUAUAUUUGCUGCUGUCGCUGGUAUUGUUAGACAGCUUUCCUCCAGUCAGUUUGGCGUCCCAGAACCAUACAUUUACGACACAUAUUCUAUCUGGAACUUCAUCGAGCUCGACAUGGGUAUGAUCGCAGCGUCACUGCCAGCUCUCAAACCACUGUUCAGCUGGUUCCGCGACACUGCCCGAGACUUGACUGGAAAGUCAAAAUCGACAACUGCAGAUGGUUAUCAAAGGCAGGUACAUCCAGUGGCUGACGAUGGCUUUGCCUUGAUAGAAUAUGGAUCGAAAGGAGUGGUCAGUGUCACAUCACGGCCGAGGGAGUGCAUUGACAGAUGGGUGUUCGAUCGGACGAAGAGCAGUCAGGAAAGCAUUUUAUCGCAUGAUGAAAGGUCUGUGAAAGCAGGCAUUAUGGUUACAAAGAGCUUGCAGGUAGAGUGA
This is a messenger RNA of Alternaria arborescens, 1131 nucleotides long. RefSeq lists its product as hypothetical. The coding region runs from base 1 to 1131 and encodes 376 amino acids. NCBI's taxonomy places the organism in Eukaryota, Fungi, Ascomycota, Dothideomycetes, Pleosporales, Pleosporaceae. The transcript has 5 exons. The record is from RefSeq and is a predicted model, not a curated record.